This is a messenger RNA of Anguilla anguilla (European eel), 1091 nucleotides long. Its product is annotated as G-protein coupled receptor 183-like. The record is from RefSeq and is a predicted model, not a curated record. Gene Ontology annotation, biological process: G protein-coupled receptor signaling pathway. Bases 75 to 1082 code for a protein of 335 amino acids. Gene Ontology annotation, molecular function: oxysterol binding; G protein-coupled receptor activity. NCBI's taxonomy places the organism in Eukaryota, Metazoa, Chordata, Actinopteri, Anguilliformes, Anguillidae. The transcript is spliced from 2 exons. Gene Ontology annotation, cellular component: membrane.
GUUGAACUGUAGAAGAUUUUACAAGUUGUCGGAUAAAGGCCAUUAAGUCAGUGUGGAUUGUGUGAGGGAGUGGAAUGGAUCUGAACGCCAGUGCACCUAAUGAGACCUGCGAUGUUUAUAUCUGCAAGGAGACCGCCCAAGUCCUUUUUCCCAUAUUCUACACCCUGAUAUUCCUGUUUAGCAUCAUGGGCAACAGCUUGGUCCUCUAUGUCACCUUCCUCAAACAGCAGAAAUUUAACUCCACCUCCCUGUACCUGGUCAACCUGGCACUUUCCGACACCCUGUUCUCUCUGGCACUGCCGGGCCGGAUCGUCUACUAUAUCCAAGGGUUCGACUGGCCCUUCGGGGACUUCCUGUGCCGGCUGACCACCGUCAUCUUCUACACCAACACCUAUUCUGGCAUCGCCUUCAUGACCUGCAUCAGCCUGGAUCGCUACCUGGCCAUGGUGCACCCACACCGGCUGCUCCGCCUCCGGAAGGUGGAGUCCGUGCGGGUGAUCUGCGCCCUGGUGUGGCUGCUGGUGUCCCUCCAGACCACACCCCUCCUCUUCAGGAGCAUGCUUGGCCGCAGCGGUGGCAGGCGCACCUGCAUGGAGUACUUCCGGCUGGACGGCUCCCCGUCGCUGCCCUACCUGCUCCUCCUGGCCUGCGGUGUCAGUUUCUGCAUCCCUCUGGGGGUCAUCUUGGCCUGCUACACCCAGAUCAACCUCAAGCUGUUCAGGGCGGCCAAGACGAACCCCCUGACGGGCCGCUCUGGGGCUCGGAACCACAGGGCCAACAGCGUCAUCCUGCUGAUCCUGCUCACCUUCGUCCUGUGCUUCAGCCCCUACCACCUCAACAUCAUGCAAUUCAUGGUGCGCAAGCUCAUCCGGGAGCCUGCCUGCGAGGAGCUGAAGGCCUUCAAGAUGUCCCUGCAGGUCACUGUCUCCCUGAUGAACCUCAACUGCUGCCUGGACCCCGUCAUCUACUUCUUCGCCAUCAAGACCUACAAGCAGAGGGUAAUGAGCCUGUUCAAGGGUCGCCUGUCAACAUCCGUGCCGUCCCAAAAAACCACAACUGACAACAGCAGCAGCAACACCUGAUAGGCUUCC